ACGCCCAGCGCCGCGGACGUCACGGAGCGGCGCCGAGGCGGCGCGUUGAUUGAGCGCUAGGCGGGAGUGAUCGGUUCGGCGGUCCCGGGGCUCGGACCCAAACCCAGGCGGGGACGUAGGGCGAGCUGUCCUGAUCCGGGCAGAGGGGGCGCCCUGCUUCGGCCUCCCCACACCGAGGCGAACCACCCGGCCCCCGCCCCCAGGUCACGGCAGCCAGGAUGACCACGCUUACGCGACAGGACCUCAACUUUGGCCAAGUGGUGGCCGACGUGCUCUGCGAGUUCCUGGAGGUGGCCGUGCACCUGAUUCUGUACGUACGUGAGGUCUACCCGGUGGGCAUCUUCCAGAAGCGCAAGAAGUACAAUGUGCCGGUGCAGAUGUCCUGCCAUCCGGAGCUGAAUCAGUACAUCCAGGACACGCUGCACUGCGUCAAGCCACUCCUGGAGAAGUUCUGUCCUGGCUGGGCCAUCACAGUUUCCCCUGCUGCUGUCCUGGGGCCUGGAUGGGAGCCAGCCAUCCUCUCCUCCCAGCCUGGACCACUCAGUCCAAAGAACGAUGUGGAGAAAGUGGUGGUGGUGAUUUUAGAUAAAGAGCAUCGACCUGUGGAGAAGUUUGUCUUUGAGAUCACUCAGCCUCCCUUGCUGUCCAUCAGUUCUGACUCCUUGCUCUCCCAUGUGGAGCAGCUGCUCCGAGCCUUCAUCCUGAAGAUCAGCGUGUGUGAUGCUGUCCUGGACCACAAUCCCCCAGGCUGUACCUUCACCGUCCUGGUACACACGAGAGAAGCUGCCACUAGAAACAUGGAGAAGAUCCAGGUCAUCAAGGACUUCCCCUGGAUCCUGGCAGAUGAGCAGGACGUCCACAUGCACGAUCCCCGGCUGAUACCCCUAAAAACCAUGACAUCAGACAUUUUAAAGAUGCAGCUCUACGUGGAAGAGCGAGCUCAUAAAAGCAGCUGAGGAUGAGCCUGCACCCACUGAUGCCACGACUGUCGGACUCUGGGGACCCAGCUGCGACAGCGGUGUGGGCCCUGCCUCCAAGUGCUCUUACUGCCCCUGUGCAGGUGCCACCCUCCAGCUAGGGCUGCCCAAGUCCACUUGGUUUCAUGGAGGAGGCAUCUCCAGGAGGGCAGAGAGGGAUGCUGGGACCUCAAUUUCCCAUCUCUUGGGGCUCAACCGGCUGACACGGUCUGUCUCAAAUACUGUGAGUUGUUUUAAUAAAGUGCCCCAAGGGCUGGCUGGGGUGUCUCUCCGAGGGACAGGUACAACCAGG
This is a messenger RNA of Heterocephalus glaber (naked mole-rat), 1269 nucleotides long. RefSeq names its product mitotic arrest deficient 2 like 2 (gene Mad2l2). Lineage: Eukaryota; Metazoa; Chordata; Mammalia; Rodentia; Bathyergidae. The record is from RefSeq and is a predicted model, not a curated record. Gene Ontology annotation, cellular component: zeta DNA polymerase complex.